Messenger RNA from Archocentrus centrarchus (flier cichlid), 3514 nucleotides. It is a transcript of the gene gpr17, whose product is annotated as G protein-coupled receptor 17. The record is from RefSeq and is a predicted model, not a curated record. The transcript is spliced from 2 exons. Gene Ontology annotation, biological process: G protein-coupled receptor signaling pathway. The coding region runs from base 199 to 1209 and encodes 336 amino acids. Lineage: Eukaryota; Metazoa; Chordata; Actinopteri; Cichliformes; Cichlidae. Gene Ontology annotation, cellular component: membrane. Gene Ontology annotation, molecular function: G protein-coupled receptor activity; oxysterol binding.
UGAGACACAAAAAGAGCUACAGUCUCAUUCCCAGGAACAUCUUGAGGCAGAGAUGGGGGGGUUAUAGGACAGCAUUCCUCAUGUCAGAGCAUUAGUUCUUCCACCGAGCGGCAGACGAACUCUCCCUGCUCCGAUCAUCUCCUCUUUGUCUUCAAGCAGCAAAACUUUACAUCUCUGGAGAGCCUGCACACCACCAAAAUGGAGUCUGCUACAGUGCAGCUGCCGUCCAAUCACUCAUCAGGGAGCUGUGCGGCAGUGGAGACUACAAUGGAAAACCAGCUGUUCGGAUGGUUCUACCUCGUGGUCUUCAUCGUGGCGCUGAGCGGCAACAGUUUAGCCCUCUGGAUCUUCUCUCACCAGCGUGGCGUUUCUUCUCCAGCUAACGUCUUCCUCAUUCAUCUGGCUGUGGCAGACCUAUCGUACGUCAUCAUCCUCCCACUCAGGGCCACCUACCACUUUACAGGAGGCCACUGGCCCUUAGGCGAAGUACCCUGCAGGGUGGUGGGCUUUUUGUUUUAUGUCAACAUGUAUGCCAGCCUGUACUUCCUGGCCUGCGUGGCGGGGGAUCGAUACCUGGCUGUGGUCCACGCUGUGAGGUCGCUGAAGGUUCGUCGAGCUCGCUACGCUCAGAUCAUCAGCUUCUCUCUAUGGGUCCUGGUCACUGUCUCCAUGGCACCACUGCUGGUCACCCAUCAGACUGCACAGGUGGACAACAUGACGGUGUGUUUGCAGCUAUACAGAGAGAAGGCCUCGCGCAACGCUCUGAUCUCAUUGGCUGUCGCCUUCACGCCACCUUUCCUUGCCACUCUGUCCUUUUACCUCCUCAUCAUCCACAGCCUGCAUCGGGGCUCCAGGUUGGAGCCAGCGCUCAAGCUGAGGGCCCUGCGCACCAUUGGCCUGGUCAUGCUCAUCUACGUGGUCUGUUUCCUGCCUUAUCAUAUGAGCAGGGCCACCUUCAUCCUGGGCUACAGCCACCCCGACGUCUCCUGCCAAACACGCAGAGGCCUGAGCCUGGCCAACCGCCUAACCUCCUCCCUCACCUGCCUGAACGGUGCCAUGGACCCGCUGGUCUACCUGUUUGGGGCGGAGAAGUUCCGCAGCACGCUACGGCGCUUGUUGUGUAAAGAUAAUGCAGGGAUGUCAGGGGCUACCAGUGGAGAGUUAAAGGGAACGCAUGAGAGCUCUGUGAGUGCCAAGUCUGAGUUCUGAGGAAAAGGAACUCGAUCCAGAAACCUGUGCAGACUUUUCCCACACAACCAGCUUCAGCUCGAUGAUCCUUUGACUGCCAAACCAAAGGUUCAAUUUGAAAUUAAGUCCCAGGUCUGGUGACUCCCCUACACCAGUCCCACCAAAUCCUUAAAAUCAAACUGACAUCACUGCUGUAAUUAAAGACAGACAUGACACUCCAGUAAAUCACAUUGUCCAUUAACAAUGUCAUGAAAUGGAAGAGAGUUUAAAGUAAAUUUAUUGUAUUCAGUAAAUACGACACGUGUCAAUGAAUAUGGAGAACUGGCUGUGCCCGUUUUUUAAUGCUGUCGUCAAAAGACAGACAAGUUGUACUGGUUAGCGACGCCUUCCAUGUUUUAUUUCAGCUUCUGGUUGUUCCCAUUAAAAGUCUUUAUUGGUCCACAUUCAAAGCAGUUAGACCUGCAUCCAAAUUCUGCUGCUCGAGUCGGUGUCCUCCUCCUGCGUGGGAUCGGACUCAGCUAUCUGAGUUGGUUUGAGUGGGAUUUAAUAAAAAAGUUUGCCUAAAAAUAACAACUGACGUGUUCCGGACAUGAAACAAAAACCUGAUGAUGUCAAAAUUUUAAUUGGCUCUGCUACAUGGUAUUAUAUAAAGUACUGAGUGCUAAUCAUUUAGCCUACUUGUUGGAAAACCAAAACAGGGAUCCAAUAUAUCCACAGUCAACUUUGAGUGAGUAUUUUCUGCUGUUUUUGUUUUAUUCUAAGCCAAAUUAAAUAGAUGAUGAUAUAUGAUAAAUAUGCAGCAGUUUAUUGUGAGUAAUGUUACUUUUUAUCUGUGGUGUCUCAGGCUGUAUUUUCUGUUUGGCUUAUCAAAUAUGUGUUGACAUAUUUUAAGGCUACAAGUGGUCCCUAUGAUCAGAUGUUUAGUUUCAGGCCAAAUAGACAGAAAACUGCUGUUUAGUGCUAACUAGCAAAAGCUAGAACGCUUAUGUGCUAACCUGGGAAGCUAAACAGGGUAAAUAUUAUACGUUUCAUAUGUUAGCAUGUUAGCAUUUUCAUUGUAUGAUAGCACGCUGGUGUAAGCAUUAACCCAAAGCACCACUGUGCCCACAGACUAUGUGAAAGAUGGACAUGAUCACUGUGGUGUCACCCACAGGCUACUGGAGACUCGGCAUUAACCAGGUGUUAGGGUUUUGGAGCCAGAUGUAUCAGAAUAAAAAGGUGAAGUGCUACGUUGGUUAGCUGCAUCCAUAAAUCAUGUGGGUGCCAUGGACAGACACACAAAGUGGCUAAUUAGUUUUAAUUAAGUAAGAGAUGAAUAAAAAACUAGAAUUUCAUUCACCAAAACUGAAGCUCAGUGAUCCACCUUAUCUGUCAGAUAAAAUGCUGCAGUAGCAUAAAAACACAGUCCAGAGGUGCAGAUCAGAGACUGUCAAUCUACAGUCACACUAAUGAACACAGCACAAAAAAACAUAACAGCUGCUUUGAAGGUGUGUGGAUUAUGUAAAUGUGUCCACUUUUGAAAUAUUUCCCUGUGGAACAAACAAAAAGUCAUUUUCAUGAUAAAAUAUGAUGCUCACGGUGAGGACAGUCACAGCUUUUUAAGACUCCAGUUGCUGUAUGUUUACUCUGCUUAUGCUCGACAAAUCUCUACUGUAAAUGUUUUUCUUAACUCUCAUAUAAUGCUAUGCAUUUCUGUUGCACCAUUGCAUGACAAGCUAUUAACUAUUCUUCUAUUUUACAGUUUGAUGAAAUGUAAGAUGUGAAAAUAUGUUCUGAAUCUUCUCUGCAACUUAAACUUGUGUGAUUCACUGCUGCAGCAGUUGUGUGACACGUCCUUCUUUCUCUUUUUUGAAGAUCAUCUGUUUGUCGCAUAAAAACUACAUGAACUCAACAUUUGUGCUGAAAGCAAAAGUAUGAUUUCAUGUCCUUCAUGUCUGGGGCGUUGACGCGCUCGCCGUGAAAGUGGUAAACCUAUUUCAAGUGCAGGGACAGAAACCUCUGAGGCUGCAGUCACUUCUCAACGUGUAGUUCUCUUUUCAUAUCAUGUGACGUGUUGUGGUUUGUGAGCAGCUCAUUUUCCUCCUCUUAUUUUUGCAAGACUUCCUGUCCAUCACAUGAACAAGCCACUUUAACUUGUAUUUCCUGAAUGUAUAUAUUGUAGAAAACCCCCAUGCUCCCCUGAUUCCUAUCACAUGGUUCAAAGAAGAAAGCAGUAUGCAGGGUGAACAUGAAGCAAUCUUUCAUUUUAGCUCAAAGGACAAAAUUCUGGUGUUUGAAAUCAAGCUCUUUUUUCUUUUUUUGGUGCUCAUGUUUUAAAGCAGAUCCA